Cooperia oncophora is the source of this 1128-nucleotide messenger RNA. The record is from the annotation of a GenBank genome assembly. Lineage: Eukaryota; Metazoa; Nematoda; Chromadorea; Rhabditida; Trichostrongylidae.
AUGCACGAGGCAGCAUCUUUCGAGGAAGGCAAGUAUAACGAUGUCGUGAGGAUUUAUCUGUUGGCCCAAAAAGGUCUCAGCAAGUAUUCCGAUAUCAAGAAUAUUACCGAGAUUCAGAAAAAGGUGGAUCAGAUCAUCGUUGAAACGGAAAAACAGCUGAUAAAACUAAUAAGCCGAUCUACCGAAGAUGUGGAAGGUGUCGUUGAGGCGACAGGAUUGCUCAUGCAGUUGGGAAAGACAUCAGAAGAGCUCCAAGAGUUGUUGUUGAAGUCUUCCGAAACUUCGCUGCAAAACGAUUUAGAGCAGCUUCAAAGCAAUCCUGUGGAUGUUCUGGAUCUUGUUGACAAAGGAUGCGAGUCGUUCAUACCAAAUCUCACACUUCUGGCAAACCUCCAUGAACGUCUGUUCCCGAACGAAUCUGACCUUCUACUCAAAAUGCUGCAGACCCAGCUCGCUGAGUUCCAUGAGGUUGUUUCAAAUUUGUUUCUUGCGUCGUCCGAUCCAAAGGACUGCUCUAUUGUUGUUCGUGCUCUUGAUCGUUAUUAUAGGAAAAUGUCCACCUGUAAGCAAGUUGUUCAAGGUCUGGACUGCUCUACUUGCACUAUAUCGUUGAUUCGUGAUGUGUCCAAACAUGAAGUUGUUAUUUCUCGAAAGUACAUUGCCGAAGAGAUGAAAGUCGUUCUUCAUGAGAUUCGACAGUCUCUAAUGGCCAAAGAUGUCGAUCUUCCCGCAUUGGCAGCGAAACUUGAACAAGCAUUCGUUUUUCAAGUGAAGACUGCAUUGGCGAAUCUGCUGUUGUUUAUCGCUAGUGACGUCACGUUUUCUGCGUUACCUCCUUCGGAGUUCCAAGCUGAAUUUGCUCGAAGUGUCCAUGAAGAGAUAGUGAUCGGAGCUUUCAAAGAUGUCACUGCUAUCGCUGAAACAUAUGGCUCGUCAGUGGGAGAGACUCGCUAUGCAAACCCCUUGAUGAUGUUAUUGAUCGCGUUCACUCUGCACCAUUUGGCGAAUAAGUCAUCACAAUACCUUCUGAGUCUUUGUAGAGAGCAGUUCUCUUUAACGACCUCAAAAACAACAUCGGGAUUAACUGGUUUGUCUUCCAUUUUGUUUUUACAAGUAGUGCUUUCCUAG